GCUCGCAGCCGUAGACACACACUUCAAUGCUGCAGGGGAGAUAUAAAAGCCCUCUCACACACAGCGUCCAGCUUCACUGAAGUGCUCCAUGUGACAUGGGUGUGAGUUUCUUACCACAGAGAAUGCUUCCUCCAGGACACCAAAGGACUCAGCUUGAAAGACUUUAAAGAAAAAAGAAACAGUUGGUUUGGACGGCAUGUGACCACAGAAAUUGCCUGUGUUUGAGGAUGGGUGUUUUCUUGGGCUAAGUAACAGACAAGUUUUUGGACUUAUUUUUGUCAUGCUAAUGGUGGACAGGUACUGUCAAGCAGUUUGCGGAGGAAAAGACAGACAUGUUUUUGAACUCUAACUGUUAUUGUGCCUUUUUUGCUACUUUUUAUCAUAUAUUUUUUUUAAUGAUCCACAAUUUAUCCAAACCAAACUUUGAAAAACGGAAGUAUUGAGCGAAGAUGGACUCCUCAUUCACCUCAGAGACGUUUUACAAUGCGGGGUCGAUAGCUGACCCCACCACCAGUUACCUGGACGAGGACAUGUAUCUGCAGGAGGAUCUGGAUGUGUUCAGUGUGACAAUGGCUGUUCUCUACCUGGCUGUGUGCAUUGUAGGGCUGGCCGGGAACACCCUGGUCAUCGUGGCCAUCUUAAAGCUGGACAAGAUGGCUUCUGCCACCACGGUGUACAUCUUCAACCUGGCCUUGGCCGACGGCCUCUUUAUGGUGGGCCUCCCCUUCAUCGCCAUCCAGAAUUUCCAGAACCACUGGGCAUUCGGGGACCUGGCCUGCAAGCUGGUCAUGGUCCUGGACGGCAUCAACCAGUUCACCAGCGUCUUCUGCCUGACCGUGAUGAGCAUUGACCGUUACAUGGCGCUGGUUGACCCUCUGCGGUUCGCCCGCUGGCGCACGCCCAGGCGGGCCAAGAUAGUCAGCAGCUUCCUGUGGCUGUUCUCUCUGCUGCCUGUCCUCCCCAUAACCAUCCAUUUCUCGGCUAGGGACGGCCUGUGUAACCUGGACCCCCAGGUGGCUUCCGAGGCCUGGUGGCUGGCCUUCAUCACCUACACAUUUGUCCUGGGCUUUGCUCUGCCCUUCCUGGUUAUGAUUGUCUCCUACACCGCCUUGGUGGUCAAACUGAGAACCCACCGCCACCAGGCCAGCUCCCCAAGCCAGGAGAGGCCUUGCCUGGAAACCCAGGUCACCAAGAUGGUGGUGGCGGUGGUGCUGGCAUUCGCCGUGUGCUGGCUGCCGUUCUACGCCUUCAACUUCUGCUCGCUGUACCAUACGGACCUGGUGCUGACCUUCGCCAGGUGCUUUGAGUUCGUGGUGCUGUUGUCCUAUUCCUGGAGCUGUGCCAACCCCAUCCUGUACGCCUGCCUCUCAGAAACCUUCGGACGCCACUUCCUCACCCUCCUCUGCCCCACCAAGAGGUUUCCCAGUGUGCAAUGCAACCCUGACACGGAGCGCUAUGACCUCAAUGAUACAAGCGGGAUGGGCAACAGUGCGGUGGCAUAGAGAUUCCUGAAAAACAUUGGAAACUUUUUUAUGUACGCCAACUUUCCCUUUAAAUGAUGACAUUUUAUUCUGUCUUUGGACAUGUCCUUUGUAUAUAAAGGAGGUUGGUAAAGAUUAGUGUGUUUUUCUAUACAAGUUUUUCUACAUACAUUUCUGUACAGCUGUUUUUCUACUGGAUAAUAGGUUUUCUAUUUCUGCACCGCUCUGACUUGUUCUCUAAUUUCAUUUCUAAUAAGGCUGCGGUGAGGCCCCGCUGCUCUAUCACACCACUGUAAUUCGAUUUUCCAUAACUAAUUAAAUGAGGAAUAAAUUCUGUGACAACCGGGAGACAACAACAGGUGGCAUGUAAACAAGAUGGUAGCAACAGUAUGUGCCGCUGGCCAAGACAAAAGAGCUCCCAGAAGACCCACAAAAGACGUUGACUUAACACUUUUUUGACAUUUUCAGUGACGUCAUGAAGACAGCUCAAAGACGUUUACUUUAUGGGACAUUCUUCCUACAGAACUGUUUGGGGUGAGAUACAAAAGACAAGUAGAAAAGGUGUUUGGUUCAUCCCAAGAUUAGUCCUAUAUCGAAUGGUCAUUGAGUAAGAAUGUUUAUACUGUAACUAUGGAUGGUUUAUACUAAUUAAAAUGGAAUAGAGUGAGGUUUUUCACGAUAAAGGCAGAUGAAUGAAACAUGAAUUACUUUAUGGGAACUUCAUGAUCGAGCAACUGAUUCUUUAUCAAGACAAUGGACAUAGAAAAUACAAGACAGAGAUUGAUGGCAUAAUCAUCUUUAUCAUCAUUAUUCAAAUCAUAAUCAUCACUGCCAUCGUCAUCAACUAUUUUUGUUGUAGUUGCUUUCGUGUUGCGUUUAACGCCCAACCUAUUGUCGUGUUAAAUUAGUUUCACAAUUUACAAAUAUUGUUUUUAUGGGAUACGUAUUACAUAUUGCUGAUUGAAUCUCACUUACUCACUACAGGAUCAUCACCUUUCUGUUUUAAAUAUUAAAUCACACGAGAGAAAAGUAAUUGAUGGAAAUUUGCAUUGAAAACAUACAAAGCAC
Messenger RNA from Oncorhynchus gorbuscha (pink salmon), 2549 nucleotides. RefSeq names its product somatostatin receptor type 5-like. Gene Ontology annotation, biological process: neuropeptide signaling pathway; cellular response to glucocorticoid stimulus; regulation of insulin secretion. The record is from RefSeq and is a predicted model, not a curated record. Gene Ontology annotation, cellular component: neuron projection; membrane. The coding region runs from base 450 to 1502 and encodes 350 amino acids. NCBI's taxonomy places the organism in Eukaryota, Metazoa, Chordata, Actinopteri, Salmoniformes, Salmonidae. The transcript has a single exon. Gene Ontology annotation, molecular function: somatostatin receptor activity; neuropeptide binding.